CAGAACCUGACACCGACGACACCCCAACACCUAAGGUAUACCAACGCGCCGAACACACACCAGAUCAAAGACAGAGAGAGGGAGAACAACAAGAUAUCCUGUAAUAGAUGCACCCACUUCGUCGUUUGUCCGCUUGGGGAGGCUCAACCACAGCAGUCCCAGUUCUCCCGGAAGGGAGGGAGAAGGAUCAACAGCACCGCCACCGUCAUCGCCUCCACUCGAGCGAAAAGAAAUACGACACUCUCCCGCUGGGAGGAAACCGGCCGAUCGUGACCACCGCCGUGAGCAGAAUCACCACAGCCGACGAGAGGGAGAAGGAAAGAGAAAAGAGGCACCGCCGUCGCCGCCGCCAUCAGCGCUCAGCAGACGUCUCGUCCGCUUCGUCGGUGGCUUCCGGAUCGACCGGCAGCAGAUCGUCCAGGUCGAGCAGAAAGUCGUCGCACCCCACCGAAGAACCGAUCACGGGCGCAGUCGAGAAGCGCAAGAAGAGGUCAUCUGCUGGCUUUGCCGAGACCGAGAUGGAUGCGGGGGUGUCGAUCGUGUAUCCAUACUCACCCACCAGCAUCAACUCCACUCCAGCGUCUUCGCCUACAGAGCCCAUAGGAUUCUCGGCGGAACCACGACGGAGAGGAACGGAUGGAAGUGUCACAAGUACUCCUGUCAUCACCACUACCCCUCCGACGCCUACUUCACCACUCGAGCAGGCACGGAAGAGAAAUUCCCACAACGUAACCUUCCUCUCAUCAUCGCCAUCCGAACCUCCGUACCCCAUCACCCCGCCGCCCGCCGACUACAACAUGGACUCGCGCUCGCGGAGAUCUGAAUACCUCGCCUACUCGCCCCCUCCCCUGAGCGACAUCCACCCUGCCCUACGCCCCGGCUCGCCGAACCCGCCUCUGAGCCCGUCCUCACCUAACCCACCCACUGUUCUCCCCCUACGGCCACGAGCCAAUACCACCCCCGGAGGUCCGCACAUCCCCCCAGCCGGCUCCAAUUUCCCGCCCCACCGCUCCACCUCUCAUGCCUCCCAUGCCUCCACCCCCUCCACCUCCAGCUCGUUGCCCCACCGCCUCCUCUCGCGAAAAGAAGACGCCUACCAAAUGCUGCAGCGCUUCGACACCGUUCUCGUAGUGGACGACAGCGCCUCGAUGACCGAGCACUGGGACGCGACACGCAAAGCGCUCGAGAGCGUCGCGACGGUGGCCUUGAAGCACGACCAAGACGGUCUAGACGUGUACUUCAUGAACCACCCGGAGCACUCCGCAUGGAACGUGCGGAGCGCGGCGCACAUCCGCCGGCUAUUCGCGCUCGUCGAGCCCAGCGGCAUCACGCCGACGGGGGAGUGUCUCGACGAUAUCCUCCGCGACUACCUCGACCGCUACGCCGCCAGCAAGAACGCCUACACCCCCGCCUCCUCGCCUGUCUCCCCGCACGCACCCGCGUUGAAGCUGAAGCCGCUUAAUAUCCUGGUGCUGACGGAUGGCGAGCCCACCGAUGAUCCCGAGAGCGUCAUCGUCGACGCCGCCAGGCAACUGGAGAGGUUGAACGCCCCGCUGCAUCAGGUGGGCAUACAGUUUUUGCAGAUUGGCGAUGAGCCCGGGGCGAGAGAGGCGCUGGAAGAGCUCGAUGAUGCCCUGGCCGCUGUUCAUGGAAUCAGGGAUAUGGUCGAUACUACUAGGUAUUCGGCCGAGAAUGGCGAGAUCAGUGGAGAGGUGCUGCUUAAGGCUAUGCUGGGCGGUGUUAAUAGGAGGUUGGAUCGGAAGGGGUAGUUUCUUUUUUUCUUAGCGGUUUUGUUGCAUUGUUGAAGGGUGGCUUCUUGUUUUUUUUCUUCUCUUGGAGUACGGAUGGAUGGGUGGACGAGUGAUUUAUCAGGUGUUUUGCGGUUCUGUUUUGGUUCUGUUUUUGGUGCGGUUGGAUGAUACGUUAUGACUUUUACGUCUCUCUUCUUUACGAAUGAAUGAAU
Messenger RNA from Tricharina praecox, 1963 nucleotides. RefSeq lists its product as uncharacterized. The record is from RefSeq and is a predicted model, not a curated record. The transcript has 2 exons. NCBI's taxonomy places the organism in Eukaryota, Fungi, Ascomycota, Pezizomycetes, Pezizales, Pyronemataceae. The coding region runs from base 108 to 1769 and encodes 553 amino acids.